Mycotypha africana is the source of this 1902-nucleotide messenger RNA. RefSeq lists its product as uncharacterized. Lineage: Eukaryota; Fungi; Mucoromycota; Mucoromycetes; Mucorales; Mycotyphaceae. Bases 1 to 1902 code for a protein of 633 amino acids. The record is from RefSeq and is a predicted model, not a curated record. The transcript is spliced from 4 exons.
AUGGCUACUUUGGGCAAGGCAACUGAAAAGAAAAAGAAAGCCAAUCGAAAAAAGACCUCUGUCAAUAUGUCGUUUGGUGGUAGCCCCGAGUAUACUCUUUGUACUCUAAUGUCUAAAAAGCAAGAAACUAAUGUCAUUGAUCUAACGGUACUGGCAGGAGAGGAAAUCAUUCUUGUCAAUAAAGGAUGGAGCCCUGUUCACUUGAUUGGGAAUUAUAUCUCCCAACCUGGUUUGACUGGAGAUGCAGAAGAAGAACAUAACACAGAAAAGACAGUAGACGCACUCUCGAUGGAUAGGCACAAAGAAAAAGCAGACUUGGAAGAAGCGACUCAGGAUAACAUGACUGAUGAUACUGACUUUGAUUCUGAACCUGAUAUCAGUGAAUUCGAUGAAUCUGUCACUGACACGGAAGACGAAGUUGAAAAUGCUCAAAUUCGAUCCAUGUAUAACUCGAUGAUCCCUUUUUUCCAAGACGAUGAUGUCCAAAUAAAUAGAUAUGCAAAAGAAAAAGGCGUAGCUUUAAGUGCUUCUGAUAGAAUAAAACGAGAUAGUAAAGCAACCAAAACUGUUGAAUCGCCUGAUAUUGUAUCGAGUAACUCAGAUGGGUACAUAUUGGAUGAUUCAGUAGUACUCGCAAUUAAAACAGCAUCAGUAGAGAUGAGCAACAAAGAUGGUGGUCAACAUAUGACUGGAGAUAAGCAUUUACUUUCUGCCAACGACAUCAUCAACAGUAAUCCAAAAGUCACAAAGAAGGCUAUGGAAGCACUUGAUCAUAAAGAUAUUACCGACAAUUCCAGCAACAAAGAAUCGACUGCUUCUUCGGGAGAUGACCAUAUUGAUCAUCCAUCUGAUAUUAACAGAGACAGUAUGUUUGAGAAUGAAAAAGCCAAAAGUGAGAUAAACAAAGAUAAAAUGCAGGACGAUCCUAUACCCACAAAUACAAAACAGAAUAUAGUUGGCAGUACGAACAAUGAUAAUGACACCAUCAUGCUGGAUAGCAAAAAAAGAGAAAUGCCACACUUGAAGCAGGACAUGAUGGAAGCAAACGAAAUGGCUACAACUGCAAAUGAUAAUGUGUCUUCUCAGGUGACCUCCAAGAAGCAUAAAAAGAAAGCUGGAUCUGACAAUUCGAAAGAAAAGAAUUUAAAUGUUACAACCAAAUCGAAAAAAGCAAUUAGCAAAAGUGGAAACCAGUCUGCUAAACAACAAAAGCGAAAGAAAGAAAAGCUAAAGAAACAAUUGCAGAAGGCCAUAGAACAAGGCAUUCCUAUUCGCGUUCCUUCUAUAGGUGAACCUGAAAGUGAACCGUUCUCUGUGAAAAAAAUGGAAGGUAAGCACAACAAGAAGAGUCAACAGAAGCAGAAAAACAGUAAAGCUGGCUCUUCGUCAAGCAUGCCGGAAGCCAAUAUGAACAAAUCGCCGCCGCCCAAGGAGGACAAAGAAGUUGGCACAAAAAAUACGCUCAAGACGGAGCAUAAUAAUGAGACUGUUACAUGCAAUAGUAAAAUGAGCGAUAGUGCGAGCAAUGAGUCUAAUAAGAGUAGAACAAAGAAUAAGGCAGCAGGGCAAAAAAGCAAAAAGGCUGCCAACAAGAUGAAUAGUGAUGAUGGUAAGGGGCUUCAGGUAGCCAAAGAGUCUUUAUUGCAAGAUCCUCAAACCAAGACAGAAGUAGUGACAAGUAAUGGCGUCCCUCAAGACAGUAAGGCGACGACUCCCCGCUCUACCAGCGAUGGCAAUAACGACAUACCAACCAUCACCAAUGCAGUAAAGGAUAAAAACACGAAAAAAGUGACAAAACCUAUGGCUGCAAGACCUUCCAGAACUGCAGCUAAUCGUGCUGUACAGAAAAUUCAGAAAAGUUAUGGAAACAAAUGGUGGCAACAAGAAGAGAAUCAGCAAUAA